GCGGGUGCCCAAACCCCACAGACAGUCUGUCUUCAAUCAAAGCUGUAACCAAAUGAUGCGAAAAUGCAAAUGAUCUGCAGAAACGCUUCCUCCGCCAUGGCCUCUCUCCCUCUUCCUGGUUCUAGGACGGGGAGAAGCAUUGGUGUCUGGCCUGACAUGAGACAGAUUUCUGCUAGGAAGAAUCUAUUGUAUAUGUUUAUGAGACUCUUCUCAAUACCAUUCAAGACAUUGCGUGGAGCUAGCCGGACUCUUAGAGUUUCCCAUUUCUGUAGCAUGACAAAUGUGUCUUCCACUCUGCACAUAGAAUUGGUGCCAUGUUUAAAGGAUAACUAUGCAUAUUUACUGCAUGAUGUGGAUACGGGUACUGUUGGAGUUGUUGACCCUUCUGAAGCUGUGCCUAUCAUAGAUGCUUUAAGUAGUAGCAAUAGAAAUUUGACUUACAUACUGAACACACAUCACCAUUAUGAUCAUACUGGCGGGAACAUGGAAUUAAAAGCAAGGUAUGGGGCAAAGGUAAUUGGAUCCAGUACUGAUCAAGGAAGAAUUCCUGGCAUUGAUAUAGCACUGCGUGAUGGGGACAAAUGGAUGUUUGCAGGCCAUGAAGUUGUUGUCCUUGAAACUACAGGCCACACAGAAGGCCACAUAAGUUUCUAUUUCCCAGGAUCCAAGUCAAUUUUCACGGGAGACACGUUGUUUAGCUUAUCAUGUGGCAAGCUGUUUGAUGGAACCCCUCAGCAGAUGCUCUCUUCACUGAGAAAGAUUAUGCUGCUACCCAAUGAUACCAAUAUCUAUUGUGGCCAUGAAUACACUUGGAGUAAUUCAAAGUUCGCACUUUCUAUAGAACCUGGAAAUGAGGAGUUGCAAUCAUAUGCUCUCCAAGUCGCAAAUCUUCGCAAGAAGGGCUUACCCACAAUUCCAACCACCCUAGAGAAGGAGAAGCUAUGCAACCCAUUCCUACGGACUUUCAGUACGGAGAUCAGGAAAUCGUUAAGCAUUCCAGACUCUGCGGAUGAAGCUGAAGCCUUGAAGGCUAUCCGCCGAGCCAAGGACAACUUUUAGUAUAGGAUCUGGAUUCAUCAGUUGUUAAAGCAAGUGGGUCCCGUUCCCCUCCCACCCGGGUAAAUUUGUCACAUUUGUUGUCACUCACAACCACGAAUUUGUUCGAAUGUAUUGUAGCUUGCGUGUACAGGAAAAAAUGUCUUCUUCCCAUCCUCAUCCAAUAAAAAGCUAACAGAUUCGUCGUCUUUGUACAACAGAAGCUUUGGUUAUGCACCUAGUGCUUUUUAACUUCUCUGAACACGACAGGUAACAGAGUUUGGUUGGUUGAAUGAGCACUUGUCCGUUUCCUUAUUGCCUACUCCUGUCCCAAAAAGAUGUUUAUGUUUUUCUGUUGGUACGUCCCAAAAAGAAUAGGACGAGCUUGUUUUUAUAUUCUCUUUCCUCUGCGUCAAUCUCAACCGCAUAAUGUCACUUUAUAAUUAAAAAAAAUGUUUGGCCAACCGGGCGCAUUUGUUUGGGAU
Cuscuta campestris is the source of this 1520-nucleotide messenger RNA. NCBI's taxonomy places the organism in Eukaryota, Viridiplantae, Streptophyta, Magnoliopsida, Solanales, Convolvulaceae. The record is from the annotation of a GenBank genome assembly.